Messenger RNA from Dermacentor andersoni, 3613 nucleotides. Its product is annotated as calcium-activated chloride channel regulator 4-like. The record is from RefSeq and is a predicted model, not a curated record. NCBI's taxonomy places the organism in Eukaryota, Metazoa, Arthropoda, Arachnida, Ixodida, Ixodidae.
CAAGAAAGGGCAGACAGACCUCAAAAAAUUGUUCGGACUUUGGAUGUGUCUGGUAGUAUGGGGGAAUGGAAUCGCCUUGAUUUCUUGAAAGAAGCUGCCAGGCACUACAUAGAAGCUAUACCUGAUGGCCUGAGGAGACUGGCUAUUGUAACAUUCUCCACAAAUGCCACAGUUGCCCACAAUAUGGUCACCGUCAAUUCGACCACUCGGCAAGGGUUUAUCAACAAAGUGAAUGCUCUAAAACCUCACGAUCAGACGUGUAUUGGGUGCGGACUUGAACUGGCACAGAAGUUGCUCGAUGCACCGUCUGAUCCUCCACAUGGCUCCAUCAUUCUCCUGAUAACCGACGGCCGAGAGAACCAGAAGCCUUAUGUGGCGAGCGUCAUGCAAAAGCUCGUGAAGUCCGUCAUCGAAGUGAGCUCAUUUGCGAUUAGAAGAGAAGCUGACGAAAAACUUGAAGUGUUGGCAGCUGCAACGAAGGGUCAAUCGUUCUGUUUCCCAGACGGCCAACCAUUCAAUGGCGUAAACAUGGGCGUGGCGUUUGUGACAGCCAGUGCAUCCGAAAUGGAACCCCAAUGGCCCGUCACGGUUUUGCAAAUUGAAAGCAACUUCAGCAUGGGGAUGCAGCAGAAUUUCACUAUUGAUGCCGGUUUGGGAAAGAACACAAUCAUCUCCAUCAGACUUGAUGGUUCAACCAAACGAUCACUGAAAGUAGAGCUUACGGGCCCUAGUGGACAGAAAUGCGCUGUUUGUAAGGGUGUUCUCUACGGUGACACAACGAGGAUAGCCCUACCGGGGCCCGUAAAGACGGGCACUUGGAUGCUUCACCUAAAGAGAAACAGUACCGAUGAUGUCCAGGCCAGCGUGAGGGUGUUCUCACAACUUUCUGACAACACUACGGAAACCAUCAUAACCAGGGCCCGAAUGAUAAAUGUGUUCUUUAGAGAACCCUACCGGUCAGUCGUCAUUGUCGACGUCACUAAAGGGAAGAAGGUCGUCUUGAAUGCAAGUGUUACUGGCAAGAUAACUGACUGGCUUGGAGAAACCACUACUCUAAGACCUCGUGACAAUGGCCAAGACCCAGACGUGUACGCAGAUGACGGGAAGUACUCUAUUUACUACACUAAGUUUACUGGAAGUGGAAGGUACAUCUUGAAGGCAUACGUGAGCGGUCACAACGUUAACGUAUCCUGCAGGAGGGCAUGUUCUGCAAGCUCCAAUAUGCCCCUCAUUAUGAAGCAGAAUACUACCGAAUCACCUAUAGGGCCCUGCAAUGUGUCCGAUGAGUAUCCCAAAGAGUGUUGCGAACUGUCCAAUUCGUAUCCCAAAAAGUGCUUCCCUUCCUACAACGGCACCUUCGAGUACGAAGCCCAGCGGCCAGAAGAAGAGACAAUUAACGGCACUUGGUACAGGGUUGUCGAUGGAGGAUCAUUCUAUGUUGACCACAAUAUCACCGAAAGCAUGUACCCGCCAUUGAAACCUUGGAAAUUUCAAGUCUGUUUUGCGAGACCAGGAAACAAUGGCACUCUUCUCGUUGAGAUGAGCUGGAAUUGGGCGGGUGCACACCUGAACUCUGGAAAAGCGUCAUCAAUCGAUAUCCGUGUGAGUAAGACGUCCGCAAGUCUCGAGGAAAACUUCGAGUCACAAGGGAAGAUUGAUUCAACCGAUUUGGUUAAGGGAACCUUAGAACCUGGUGAAGCGUUCGAGCUUAACGAAGUUACCAUAUCACUUUCACGGGACUGGGCAGAAGUUACAGAAAAAUGUACAAGGUGGCAGGUUAAGUUUGCGGCUAGAACGACGAACUCCCUUAACGUGACUUCAGAGCUUUCAGAUGUAGCAGACUUCGACUACUUCGACGAGGAAAAGUACACAUCAGAGGCUACAGUCAGCGUGCCUACAAGAACAGCAGCAGCUGAAAAAAGUACAUCGACAGGCGGAAACACAGCCGAAAAUGAUGAUGUGGCGUUUACAUCCACGAUUCAAGACUCUGACGACGACCAAAAGUACACAUCAAAGGCACCGAGAAAGGAGCCCCCGAGAUACACGAAAGCUGACAAAGGCAAUGGAGAAUCUACAGGCGGACACAGCGCCGAAGACAGCAAUGAUGGCACAUCCACAUCUGCAAUGCCUUUGGUUCUGGCACUUAUUGUGGCUGCGGUGGGGAUCGCUUCUGCCGGACUAUGGGCGCUUAAAAAGAUCAAGGAUGAGCGCGAAGACGUGGUGGAAAAAAAGGGUUCUAUUGAAUUGACCGCCACAACAAGUGUGUCAGUGCAGUAGAGUUGAAAACUUUGGAAGGUAAUAAGCUUCACUCAAGGCGAGACAUCACGUAGUGUUUUUAGACUCGCAUGUUCUUAUUGAGCCUGUUUCACCGAAGAUAUUUAAUUCCUAAUAUUACGACACUGCACUUUACAUUUUUCAAUAAUUUGCUGUUUCUCGCGCACCUGAAGAUCAGUGAAUAUUUAUUUCAGCAACUGCAUAAUAUACCUAUUCAAAUAGCAGCAAGACGUGGUGGAAAAAAAGGGUUCUAUUGAAUUGACCGCCACAACAAGUGUGUCAGUGCAGUAGAGUUGAAAACUUUGGAAGGUAAUAAACUUCACUCAAGACGAGACAUCACGUAGUGUUUUUAGACUCGCAUGUUCUUAUUGAGCCUGUUUCACCGAAGAUAUUCAAUUCCUAAUAUUACGACGCUGCACUUUACAUUUUUCAAUAAUUUGCUGCUUCUCGCGCACCUGAAGAUCAGUGAAUAUUUAUUUCAGCAACUGCAUAAUAUACCUAUUCAAAUAGCAGCAAGACGUGGGGGAAAAAAGGGUUCUAUUGAAUUGACCGCCACAACAAGUGUGUCAGUGCAGCAGAGUUGAAAACUUUGGAAGUUAAUAAACUUCACUCAAGACGAGACAUCACGUAGUGUUUUUAGACUCGCAUGUUCUUAUUGAGCCUGUUUCACCGAAGAUAUUCAAUUCCUAAUAUUACGACACUGCACUUUACAUUUUUCAAUAAUUUGCUGUUUCUCGCGCACCUGAAGAUCAGUGAAUAUUUAUUUCAGCAACUGCAUAAUAUACCUAUUCAAAUAGCAGCAAGACGUGGUGGAAAAAAAGGGUUCUAUUGAAUUGACCGCCACAACAAGUGUGUCAGUGCAGUAGAGUUGAAAACUUUGGAAGGUAAUAAACUUCACUCAAGACGAGACAUCACGUAGUGUUUUUAGACUCGCAUGUUCUUAUUGAGCCUGUUUCACCGAAGAUAUUCAAUUCCUAAUAUUACGACGCUGCACUUUACAUUUUUCAAUAAUUUGCUGCUUCUCGCGCACCUGAAGAUCAGUGAAUAUUUAUUUCAGCAACUGCAUAAUAUACCUAUUCAAAUAGCAGCAAGACGUGGUGGAAAAAAAGGGUUCUAUUGAAUUGACCGCCACAACAAGUGUGUCAGUGCAGCAGAGUUAAAAACUUUGGAAGUUAAUAAACUUCACUCAAGACGAGACAUCACGUAGUGUUUUUAGACUCGCAUGUUCUUAUUGAGCCUGUUUCACCGAAGAUAUUCAAUUCCUAAUAUUACGACACUGCACUUUACAUUUUUCAAUAAUUUGCUGCUUCUCGCGCACCUGAAGAUCAGUGAAUAUUUA